AUGUUGCUCUGCCCGCCUAUAGUCCUAUUUUUUGCAUUCUUGUCGAUUCCUGCGAGGGUUCUAUCCCGCAGAGGCAGCAGCGACUCUAGCAGUGACAGUGGGACCAGCAGCGACAAUGACUCCUCAUCCAGAGGCGGCACUUAUGUCUGCUCUGAUGACCACAAACUUACAACCACCGGCCUCCAGCCAUCUUAUUACAGUAACUACACAAUUGUUGCUGGCGACCCUGGAGCCUACACAGACUGGAACGGACUAUACUUUCAAGGAGAAGCUUCCUUCGACUACGUGAUUCGCGAUCUACCGACUAACAACACCUACCUCGGAACCAAUUGUCCUAAAGACCAUCGCACAAUCCGCAUGUUGGGCAUUGCAUGGGUUGGGCCAAGAACGCCUACUCCAUCAGACCUUCACAAUCCCUUUACAUUGGGCUUCCAGGCCUGGCAAUCUGAUAAUUCUGUCGCCAACAUCACCUAUUCCUACAGUUCCUGCGAUACAGAUGUGAAUCUCGUGCAACUCAAGACAACUGUUGACUGGAGUGAGUAUGUCCACGAGACAAAUAGGGAUAUCAAAGGGGCCAUAGAUGCCGUUGUCCUUAAUGUCACUCGGGCCGGUGAUAACAACCAUGAGGUCCAAUUUGAAGGGGUGUACGACGUGUCGAGUCUGAGGUCGGCCCAGACAAUCAUCGCCAGUGACGGCACGCAUAAAGAUCAGAUCCAUAUCCCUGCGAAAACUUGCAGUAUGAUGGGGGAUAUACUAAUCGGAUGGCCAUCAGGGACUAUUAUCAACGGGACAAUGACAAACAACACGCUCACAUUAUCCAUCUCGGGGACGACGAUCGCUGGUUUCGGCGACCUAGACGGAUCUCAUGAUGAGCAGGUGAACGUGACUUUCAACAUUGCCUUUACAGGCACUUACGACUCGGCCAACUCAUCGCAGGUCGUCCAAGUCGGAGCAAGCAACCAGUCGCUAGUGAGCUUUGAGAAGGCAACGGGCGAUGCUAUAGCCUGGGCAUCUCCGCGAUGGCUUCUCAUAUUGUCAUUAGUGAUGAUAACCAGAACGGUAUUUUAA
This is a messenger RNA of Penicillium manginii, 1068 nucleotides long. RefSeq lists its product as uncharacterized. Bases 1 to 1068 code for a protein of 355 amino acids. The record is from RefSeq and is a predicted model, not a curated record. Lineage: Eukaryota; Fungi; Ascomycota; Eurotiomycetes; Eurotiales; Aspergillaceae. The transcript has a single exon.